GAGGGGGGAGUAAAUCCUUUUCUGGGAGAAGAAGGAGGGAGGGAAGAGGCAGAGGAGAGAGAGAGAGGCAAAAAGGGAGAGGAGGGCUUUGGGGAAGGGACCUGUGCCGAGUGAGGAAAGGGACUUGGGAGGCGAGGAGGGGACGAAGAUGUAGGUUUGGCUGGGCUGGGGAGGGUCCUUCUUUCUCCCCCCUCCCUCAGGCUGCUUGGCUCCCUCUCUCUCUCCUCCAUAGGCGCAGCAGGCGUGUGCGUGGCGGCGGGGGAGCGCGGGUGGGCGCCGGUGGCGGGCUCGCCUCCUUCUUGCCUUCCUUCCUUCCCUCCCUCCUUUCCCUCUUUCCCUCCUUCCCUCCCUCCUUCCUCGAGCGGCUGUCUGCUCCUGGCCCUGGACACGGCGGCGGCGGGCGAGGGGCGAACGUGCGGCUCAAAGGCUUGAAGUAUGGCAAGCAAAGAUGGUCUCUGCCAAGGAGCCCGCGGUCGCGAUGUCUUCGGGGCUGUCCCUUUCCUUGGUGCACUUCCUCAGCUUGGCGACCUGCCUGACUGUCCUCCCAGGGCAGCUCAAAAAGGAGGAGAAACUGCGCCCGGAGAAUUUCACGCGCAUCCUGGACCGUCUCCUGGAUGGUUAUGACAACAGGCUCCGUCCUGGAUUUGGGGGUCCUGUUACUGAAGUCAAAACAGAUAUCUAUGUCACCAGUUUUGGGCCGGUUUCUGAUGUAGAGAUGGAAUACACAAUGGAUGUUUUUUUCCGCCAGACUUGGGUAGAUAAGAGAUUAAGAUAUGAUGGUCCAAUUGAAAUUCUAAGACUAAACAACUUAAUGGUUACCAAAGUCUGGACACCAGACACUUUCUUCCGGAAUGGGAAAAAAUCUGUUGCACAUAAUAUGACAGCUCCAAAUAAACUGUUUCGAAUAAUGAGAAAUGGCACCAUCUUGUAUACAAUGAGGCUCACCAUAAGUGCCGAAUGCCCCAUGAGAUUGGUGGAUUUCCCAAUGGACGGUCAUGCCUGUCCUCUCAAAUUUGGGAGUUAUGCAUAUCCAAAGAGUGAAAUGAUUUACACUUGGACAAAAGGACCUCAGCAUUCAGUGGAAGUUCCUGAAGAGUCUUCCAGUUUAGUUCAGUAUGAUCUCCUUGGGCAUACAGCAUCGACUGACACUGUUAAAUCCAUUACAGGUGAAUAUAUUGUAAUGACCGUACACUUCCACCUCCGACGAAAAAUGGGUUACUUUAUGAUACAAACAUACAUUCCAUGCAUCAUGACUGUAAUCCUCUCCCAAGUUUCAUUUUGGAUCAACAAGGAAUCCGUUCCUGCCAGAACAGUUUUUGGAAUCACCACCGUCUUGACCAUGACAACACUGAGCAUCAGCGCCAGGCAUUCCUUGCCCAAAGUUUCCUAUGCCACUGCCAUGGACUGGUUCAUCGCUGUGUGCUUUGCCUUCGUAUUCUCUGCGCUCAUCGAAUUUGCUGCUGUCAACUAUUUUACUAACAUUCAAACGGAAAAAGCAAAAAAGAAAGCUGUGAAAGCUGUCACUGAUCUUCCAGCAUCUCCCAACCAGAAGGAAAAUUGUGCAGAGGAAGCACCCACGAGUACAGACUCGAAUUCCAACGUGAGGAAAAGAAUCAAUGCCACGCUACAACCGGAAUCUGAGAGUGUGAAGAAAAUUGACACCAGAAACAGUUCAGUGCCACCUUCUACAGUAACUCAGGGGCUUUCAGACAUUACGCCCCGAUCUCCUUCGGCAUCCAGCCCAAACCCAUUCAGCCGUUUAAGCCUAUCAGAAACAUUGGCUUCAGCGAGAGCGACUCCUUCCGCACCUCCCUCUACUCCCGUUUUAACAGGAUACGUAGCCCAACAAGCCACGUCUGGUUCUCCCUCCAUUCACCAUUUACUUGGAUCUAGACUGGAGCAGAUUCAAACUACAGCUAAUACUUUGGGAACUGCGGCAAAGCCUUCUGCUGUUAGUCCUCCUCCUGCUCCACUCCCAUUAAGCUCUGGCACCAGUAAGAUAGACAAAUAUGCACGCAUUUUGUUUCCUGUCACUUUUGGAGCAUUUAACAUGGUCUACUGGGUGGUGUAUCUAUCCAAGGACACCAUGGAGAAAUCAAAAAGUCUAAUGUAGUCUUGCUGCUAUGUAGUAGUUUUUUCUGCAGUUUAUUCUAAACAUGUUUGGAUGCAGAGUUUCUUCUUUUAAAACUAUUUUUUAAAAAAGAAACCUUUAAGGAUUAUUUUUUAAAACAAGGUCUGUGCUCGUUUUCCCAUGGUAAAGGGCAGAUAUUAUUAGAUAAAAUAAUUAAGCAAAGGGGGGGGGGAGGAGAGGGAAGGCUACAACCAACCUCUUUGGGCCUUCCCAAAAUGGUGUUAUAUUAAAUAAAAACACUCUGUGUUAUUGGGAAGAAUAGGGAUGGGAUGCAAAUAAACUGCAGUGGCAUAUAGAUGUGCAACACACAACCUGGCUUUUCCAGAUGAGCACACGGAUAUGUGGAAAUCUCCCUUUCUGCUGCCUGUUUCAGCAUUGUUAUGCUUCAAUAUAAGCACAGUGGCAGUUCAGUGGAAAUAACUUAAGUCUUGUUGGUAAACGACUUUAAAAACAGAUAAAAAAAGAAAAACAGAUUGGCAAUGCAAUCCUAUACAUGUCUACUCAAAAGUAGCUCCCCUGGAGUUCACACUUCAGGGAUUGCUUCAAGGUAAGUGAAUACAGGAUUGUCGCCGUGGGGACAGGGUGAGGGAGGAAUGUACUAUCUGAUAGGAAGCCUUAGAAAAAAGAUUGUUCUCAAGGAAUGUGUAAGUUUGAAUUGUGUGAUGAGAAUCAUGUAAAGAGAAAUUGUAAAGGAAUGUGAUUGUUCUGCCUUUCUAGGCUCUGCGAAGAAUGAGUGGUUCUUAAGAAAUGUUUACAUCACUUGGACAGACUCCUUUUUCUUGUAUAUUUGGGAUUCAACCUACCCAAAACGAAUCUCUCCAGAUCUAUCCCAUUCAUAUAAGUGGGACAGAAAAGCACUUCACUUAGGCUGGAUUUAUUGUCUGUCUGACCAGAUCUCCUUUUAUUGAAACCAACCUGCUAGGAAUAUCAUCCUGAAUUUCAUGUAUGCAUUCUGUAAACCUUUUUAAAAUGGUUAUCCAUAUGUUUUUGCCAUGUUCAUUUCAAGGUUGAUAAAUAUUACCCUUUAACUAUGACAUUAUAAUCAAUAAGUGCCAAAACAAUGGGUUUUUAUUUUGCUUCUUUGCCAUACAUAUAGUUUGCAUAACAUGACCAUUCCAAUUCAUUCAUCUUGGCUGGAGUAUAUAACAAAUUGAAACAGGAUUGGGCUGAUAUUUCUGAUUAGAACAGAAUUAGCCAUAAGAGUUUAGUGCCCAUUCAUAUAAUAAUACUACAGUGUCGUUGGAAUUCCUUCCUGUGGUCUUUGGUAAUAUUAUAGUAAUACAUAAUGAGAAACCAUAUAUUUUCCGUGGCACCAUGUGUGCAUGGCACCAGAUCACAGCAAAUUGGCUCCCAUACAAUAUAUUUUACAACUAAUAAAAUCCGCAUUUUGGGGAGUUCAAUUUUAAUGUGUUUUAAUAUAGUCAAUAAUAGAUAGGAAAUUUUGUUGGACAACUAUUAUAGGACUACUGUAGUUUGAAACCUGUGUUUUCCAUGAUUUCCAUUUUUGAAAAGGAAAUGAAUAACAACACUGUCAGGUUUUGUUUCCAGUUGUCAUUUGAAUUAACAUAAGAUAUUUCUUGGUUAGGAAUUCGACAAACUACCUGUGCAGUUUUUCAGAAUAGUUUCUCUUAGUAUUCAAGCCAUGGCAACUGUAAUGGCUAGUAGUUUCAGGAGCAUGGUUUCAAAAAGAUAGGCAGGUGUCAUGGAGUUUAAAAAAGGGGCAACACUAUGGACUGACAUGCCUCCUCAGAAUUUCCAAGCUUUUGAUAUGGAUUGCAUUAGAGAUUCUCCACCUUAAAGAAAAUCAAAUCUCUAUCACAUCGAUCUUUUAUUUGGCCACAUUAUAAUAUUAUUAUUAUACUUACGUAUAUUCACCUUUUCUCAGGAACUGAUACCCUAAAGUGGUUCAUAACCUUAAAAAACUAUAUAGUUUAAAAAUCUACAAAACAUAAAUAUUAAAACAGAAUUAUAUAUUAUCAUCAUUAAAAUAUCUCUGUGUAGGGAAGACUUAGAUAGACCUACACCAUGAGUAAUCAGCCAAGCUGUAGAAAGCCCACAUGGCAUUUAUAGUGGGCUAUCAGGAGUAUGAUAGGUACCAAUGUUUGCUGUCUGCCUUGGACUCCAUGAAGAUGGGAGUUAUCUAGUAGGCCACAAUAUAUGACUGAUUGGCUAGAUUUGUUCAUUGUGUCAUGUGCUUGGAAAGAGGCAAACACAAGCAUGGAAAUGACCAUAAUUGUUUAACCAGCCAAUUCAUACCAAAGUUUCUCCAUAUUUGUAUGAUAUUUGUACAUGUUUCAGGGGUAGGUGUUCAUGUGAAGUAGUUCAUAGCCCUGUUUAAGUUGGGCGAUCUCUGUCUCCUACCUAGAAAGCUUAUUGUGUUUGUGUAUUUGGCCUCCAUGCUUGAUUUACCUACCAUGUGUCUCUUUCUCAUUUUCUUCCUGAACUAUUUGUCAUUGCAGCCAAGGAGCCUGGCCCAAAAAGAUUAUGUGUUUACCAUGUCAUUUCCUUCUUUCAGCUAUGCAGUUGGUGUCUCAACCCACAACAGUUGAUACCAUAUAUAGGGUUAUUACCCAAUAAGCAUUGCUUCUCCUGUGUUUAGCAAGAAUGGGGUUACUUUAGAGUCAUACUCCAAGGAGACAUUGAUUUGGUGAGCACUUGAGAUAUCAAUGGCAGCUAUGAAUAUACUGUUCUGAAGCCUCCCAAGCUAAGCAAUUAUAGUUUUAUAUUCCACUUAAAUUGUAGCAACAUUCUAUGGACUCCUAGAAUUUGUGGUUUAGGAAGGGAUAAUCAGAAUUCUCAUCCACUGAACUCUAAUGCAUCACCAACCUGCAAAUACCACAGCCCCAUAGGAUGUUGCCAUGGGAAGUUAAGGGGACGUAUAGUACUAUAAUUAUGCAGUGUGAGUGGGCACCUGUUUAAGUUGCCUUGAUCACUAAUCUGUGUUUGUCU
Messenger RNA from Anolis sagrei ordinatus, 5080 nucleotides. Its product is annotated as gamma-aminobutyric acid receptor subunit alpha-4-like. The record is from RefSeq and is a predicted model, not a curated record. Gene Ontology annotation, cellular component: plasma membrane; neuron projection; GABA-A receptor complex. Gene Ontology annotation, biological process: chloride transmembrane transport; signal transduction; gamma-aminobutyric acid signaling pathway. Gene Ontology annotation, molecular function: benzodiazepine receptor activity; inhibitory extracellular ligand-gated monoatomic ion channel activity; GABA-gated chloride ion channel activity. NCBI's taxonomy places the organism in Eukaryota, Metazoa, Chordata, Lepidosauria, Squamata, Anolidae.